Harmonia axyridis is the source of this 2391-nucleotide messenger RNA. RefSeq lists its product as uncharacterized. The transcript has a single exon. NCBI's taxonomy places the organism in Eukaryota, Metazoa, Arthropoda, Insecta, Coleoptera, Coccinellidae. The coding region runs from base 190 to 2391 and encodes 733 amino acids. The record is from RefSeq and is a predicted model, not a curated record.
AAUGAUAUUAUUCAGUAGAGAUGUAACCGGGGAGAUGGUUCGUUGAGAAAAGUCAGAUUGACAUAGUAUAUUUUGGUACUGAAUUGGAAAUACAUCUUUGUAGUAUUAACAUUUAUUUAAUUGAGAUAAACUCACAACAUGGCGCAGUCGUGAAACGAAGCUACGUUAUUAUAAUCAAAGGAAGAAGAAAUGGAAUUUUUGAAGCAACCAGCGUCAAUGAGUAUGAGUGGGGACUUGGGAUCAAACUGGCGGAAGUUCAAGAACAGUUUCACCCUUUACUUAGUUGCAACAGGGUGUAAAGAAAAACCGAAAGAGGUCCAGGCGGCGGUUCUAUUACAUUGUCUAGGAGAAGAGGUUAGUGAAGUUUUGGAGACAUUGGAUUUGACAGUUGAUGAAAAAACUGAUCCAGAUACGAUAGUAAAAAAAUUAGAUGUUUAUUUCCUACCUAAAUGCAAUUCUAGUGUGGAAACUCACAAAUUCAAUUCAAGAAAUCAACUUUACGGUGAAUCAUUUGAACACUUUUUGGCAGAAUUAAAAAAAAUUGCUAGAGAUUGUGAGUUUGGCACAUUCAGAGACAGGCUUAUAAAAGACAGAAUAGUAAGUGGGAUCAGAGAUCGGAAAGUGAAGGAGCGCUUGCUGCGUGAAACAAAUUUAGAUUUGACAAAGACAAUUGAAAUUUGUCGUGUUGCUGAACAAACUGAACAACAUAUUAAGGAAAUGAUAGAUAAAACAGAAAACCUUGAAGUUAGUGAAAUUAAACAUGGAAAGAACAGAAUGACUUAUGUGAAUGAAAAUAGCAUGUAUGCUAGAAGACAAGAAGGAAACCAAUAUAGAAGACAGCUCAAUAUGAACAGUUCCAGUCAUGAAAAUAAACGGGAACAGAACGUAUUCACUAAAAGAGGCAGAACAAGUGAUGGAGGAACGCAUAGUGAAAAUUCUCAUCAGUCAAAAUGUGGCAGAUGUGGAUUAAUGCACCGUAAUCGUAAAUGUCCAGCUUUUGGCAAACAAUGUAGAAGAUGUUUUAAGUUUAAUCACUUUGCUCAUUUUUGUACAAAUAAUUUUCAAUCUGGUGUGAAUGUUAUUGCUGAUGAUGAACAUUAUAAUGAUAACGAUUAUGUAUUAGGAUCAAUUCAAAUUUUUAUGUUGAAAAACUCGGAACAAGAUUGGUUUGAAACACUUUAUAUUCCAGAUUGUGGCAAGUACCUAAAAUUCAAGCUAGACACGGGGGCUCAUGUUAAUGUCAUACCAGAAAAUAUGUGGAGAAUUUUGAAAAUAGGUUCACUAAAAAAAAUUAAACUGAAUAUUACGAAUUAUGGUGGUCAAACAUUGGAUGUUGUUUGUUCCUAUAACUUGCGAGUUGUUUUCAAUGGUAAGAAUUACUUUCUUGAUUUUAUUAUUCUGAAGACCAAUGGAAAUUCACCGCCUGUAUUGGGAAUUCGUAGUUUACAAGAGCUGAAUCUUGUUCAGCGAAAUAUAUUUCAAAUCCAAAAUAAGAAUAUUUUCACUGAAAAUCCAGCAUUGUUCGAAGGUAUUGGUAAAAUUUUGAGUAGUCCGGUGAAUUUUCAAUUGAAACGUGAUUACCAGCCGAAAGUUGUACCGUGUCGUAGAGUACCAUUUCAUCUCAUGGAUAAACUCAAAGCCGAAUUGGAUAGAAUGAUAUCUGAUAAUAUAAUCACAACAGUAAAAAAACCCACAGAAUUUGUUAAUCCAAUAGUAAUUGUCAAGAAACCAGACAAUAGUAUUCGUAUUUGUCUGGACCCCCAAAAUUUAAAUGAUGCAUUGUUAAGAGAACAUUAUGAAAUUCCUACUUUUGAUGAAAUUACACGAGAUAUGUGUGGUGCAAAAAUAUUUUCAACUCUUGAUGCCAGCAAAGGGUUUUGGCAAAUUGUGUUAACAGAGGAAGCUUCUGAGCUAACAACAUUUGCAACACCUUUUGGUAGGUAUAUGUUUUUACGUUUACCAUAUGGUGUAUGUAAUGCUCCGGAAAUUUUUCACAGAACAUUCACAGAAAUUUUUGGAGACAUUAAGGGAGUUAAAGUAUAUAUUGACGAUAUUAUAAUUUACGCAAAAACCUUAAAAGAACAUGAUGAAAUUCUGGAAAAAGUUUUUUUUAGAGCAACAAGAAUGGGCGUUAAAUUCAAUAAAAAUAAAUGUAGGUUUAGAGUAAAAGAAGUUAAGUAUGUGGGACAUAUUCUGACAGAUGAAGGUAUAAAAAUUGAUAAUGAUAAAAUUGAAGCAAUUAAACGAAUAGAUAUUCCAAAAAAUACUAAAGAAUUGAGCAGGUUUUUAGGAAUGGUUACAUAUGUUGCGAAAUGCAUUCCAAAUUUAUCCAAACUCACAUCAAACUUGAGGGCAUUGCUAAAAAAAAGAUGUUGUAUGGGAGUGGAAUGA